This is a messenger RNA of Clonostachys byssicola, 1635 nucleotides long. Lineage: Eukaryota; Fungi; Ascomycota; Sordariomycetes; Hypocreales; Bionectriaceae. The record is from the annotation of a GenBank genome assembly.
AUGACACCAAAACCGCGCUGUGAAGCCCAAGAAAACGAGUUAACUUCAGCUGAGAGUCCCCUUCUUGACGCCGAAAGGCCAGCAAGAUACACGAGCCUUCCUGUACUUGAAGAGCCUGAAGCCGUCUCAUGGGCAUCUAUUCCGAAGAAAGGCCAACUGGCCAUUAUCGUGCUGGCUAGAUUGGCAGAACCCCUGAGCGAACGUUCAUUGACAUCGUACCUCUUCUACCAGCUACGAUGGCUCAGCCCGGAGCUUGAACCAUCUGAAAUUGCCAAACAAGCUGGGUAUCUCACUGCCAUAUUUGCGGCGGCCCAGUGUUUAACAUCUAUGUGGUGGGGACGUGCUGCAGAUCACCCUUGUCUGGGACGCAAACGAGUUCUGAUAAUUGGUCUUUCUGGCUCUGCUUUAUCUGCGCUCGGUAUGGGCUUCUCGACAUCUAUAUACUUUGUAUUUUUGUUUCGAUUCCUGGCUGGAGCUCUCAAUGGAAACGUUGGCAUACUCAGAACGAUGAUAUCUGAGAUCAUUGAUGACAAACGAUAUCAGUCUCGAGCCUUUCUUCUUUUGCCAAUGUGUUUCAAUGUCGGUGUCAUCAUUGGGCCACUUCUUAGUGGGUUUCUCGCCGACCCUAUUCACUCUCUCCCAAACUUGUUCGGUCCAGGGUCAGCAAUUGGGGGCUCUGAUGGCGUUUGGUGGAUGGCGAAGUUCCCAUACGCACUGCCGAACUUGCUUUUCUCGACCAUCCUCGCUAUGGCAGCUCUUGCAAUUGUCCUCGGGCUUGAUGAAACCCAUCCACAGCGACGCCAUGUGCCCGAUUUUGGACGUAGGCUUGGGAAAAUGCUUACUGGGAGACUGGUAAAGCAUCAAGACCCUGGAUACAUGCUCAUUUCAGACAAUGAUUAUUCUCAAACAACCGUCCACAACGAAGAUCAUGAAGCAGCAGACGCCCGUCACCAAAAUGUCAUUGACAAGCCACGGCCUCCUUUUAAAGUUAUAUUCACAAAGCAGGUGACUUUGGCACUGGUUCUACUAUUCUUGCAAUCAAUUCAUGUCUCCGCCUUCAAUUCCAUUUUGUUCAGUCUUCUCCCGACUCCGAAAUCAGCGAAAGAUAGCUUUGAGCUACCAUUCCGCUUCACCGGUGGACUUGGACUCUCGACGCAGAAGAUUGGGUUUGCUAACACAACGAUCGGGCUUAUUGGACUCCCGCUACAGCUGAUUCUCUACCCUAUCAUUACCUCUCGAAUUGGGGUGAAGAGAUCAUAUCGCACGUUUCUCCCGGCUAGCAUUGGUGCAUACAUCCUCCUCCCUUACCUGGUGUUGCUGCCCGACGAUAUGGGAAUAAUUUGGACGUGUCUAUCCUUCGUUCUGGUUUUACAAGUUGUAUCUCGAACAUUUGUCAACCCAGCGACGGUGAUCUUAGUCAAUAAUUCUGCUCCGAGUCCUACUCUACUUGGCUCUGUGCACGGGUUUGCAAGCAGCGUCUCAAGCGCCGCUCGCAUUGUAGGUCCAACUGUCGGUGGUUCGAUGUUGGGCUGGGGUCUUUCUCACAAUUUUGUCGCAUUGCCUCUUUGGGUAUUGACUAUUCUGGCCACCAUGAACUGGGUGCUUCUCGUCUAUAUUCAGGAGGUGCAAAUGUAA